UUUAUUUCCACUUUUCAAAAUUCAAAUAGUUGAUUUGAUAGAUGAUCUGUCAAAAAAUCCAAAAUAUGAAUUGAAAAUCCGUGAUUUCUUUAUAAAUAUACAGUUGAUUGCGUUAUAUAAAUAUACAUUAAUAUUUUUUGUUACAUAUUACAAACUUCUUAUGUGUAUUACGUGAUUACCUUUUCUGAACCGGUUAAGGUUAUGAAAUAAUUUAUCAUUUUAAAAACAUUUUUUGGUUACCUAUGUUGUUCAGUAAACCAAAAUAAAUAAUGUCCAGAAUACUACAUAAUCGUGUAAGAUCAUCAUUUAAGAACACAUCAUGGGUCAGCAUCGACAAACGAGCAGUAGCAUUCUCAAUAUGGACUGGACGUAGCAUGCUACUGUACAAACCAAUAGAUACGAGCCAUGUGCAGAGAAGAUGCUAUGGUAUGCUUGUUGCAAGGGCUAUUAGAGGAGUGUUGAAAAUUCGUUACUUAGUUCUCGGUGGUGCCGUUGGUGGAGGCAUGACGUUGAAUAAGAAAUAUGCCGAGUGGAAGGAUGGUCUUCCAGAUAUGGGCUGGUUAAAUGACCUGCUCCCCGACAAUGAACAAUGGGAUAGAUUUACAACUACACUGAUUACAGCAAAAGAUAAAAUCGGUGAUCAAUUGCAGAUUGAUCCACGACUCCGUGAAGCUGGUGUUGCCAGGGCCACCGAGCUGCGCGAGUGGUUAGCUCAGAGGUACGAAGAUGCCGUGGCGGCCGCAGCCGUUAACAAUCAACAACGAUUAGUGUAUUGUUCAGAGCCGGCUCCGAAGAUAGUGAACAACCUCCAGAGCAGGCCCGCGUCGCCGCCGCCCGCGCGCUCCGCCGACGACGCCGCGCACUACGAGAAACGUGUCCACGCCUUGCAAGAGGAAGUACUGGCUCUACAGGCGCGCUACCAGAGGGAGCUGCAGCGGCUAGAACAAGAGAACAGAGAGCUGAGGCAGCAGAACAUGCUGCUGAAACAGGGCAGGCAACCUUCCACUAAGAAGAUGAAGCGGUCACUGAUCGACAUGUACUCGUCCGUGCUGGACGAGCUGGCGGGCUGGGAGGCGGACGGCGCGGACCGGCUGCCGCGGGUGGUGGUGGUGGGCGACCAGUCCGCCGGCAAGACCUCCGUGCUGGAGAUGAUCGCGCAGGCCAGGAUCUUCCCGCGCGGCGCUGGCGAGAUGUGCACCAGAGCCCCGGUGAAGGUGACGCUGUCCGAGGGCCCGUACCACGUAGCGCAGUUCAGGGACUCCUCCAGAGAGUUUGAUCUCAAUAAGGAAUCUGAUUUAGCUGACUUAAGGAAGGAGGUGGAGCUGCGCAUGCGCAACAGCGUGCGCGGCGGCCGCACGGUCUCGUCGGACGUCAUCUCGAUGUCGGUGAAGGGGCCCGGCCUGCACCGGAUGGUGCUGGUGGACCUGCCCGGAGUCAUCUCGACUCAAACCGUGGACAUGGCGGCGGACACUCGCGAGGCUAUCAAGCAGAUGACCAGACAGUACAUGGACAACCCCAACGCCAUCAUCCUGUGCAUUCAGGACGGGUCAGUGGACGCGGAGCGCAGCAACGUGACCGACCUGGUGUCUUCCUGUGACCCACAGGGGAAACGAACGAUCUUCGUGCUGACCAAGGUGGAUCUGGCCGAAGAGAACCUCGCCAAUCCGAACCGGAUCCGCCGCAUCCUGGAGGGCAAGCUGUUCCCGAUGAAGGCGCUGGGCUACUACGCCGUGGUGACGGGCCGCUCGCGCCGGGACGACUCCAUCCAGGGCAUCAGGGAGUACGAGGAGAGAUUCUUCAGCUCCUCGAAACUAUUCAAGAAUGGUCUGGUGACCCCGUCGCAGGUGACCACCAGGAACCUGUCGCUGGCCGUCGCCGAGUGCUUCUGGAGGAUGGUGCGCGCGACCGUCGAGCAGCAAGCCGACGCCUUCAAAGCUAUGAGGUUCAACCUGGAGACCGAAUGGAAGAACACGUUCCCGAGGCAGCGCGAGCUGGACCGCGACGAGCUGUUCGAGCGCGCGCGCGCCGAGCUGCUGGACCAGGCCGCCGAGCUGUCGGCCGUGCCCGCCCAGCGCUGGGAGCACGCGCUGCGGGACGCGCUGUGGGACCACGCCGCGCCCACCGUCAUGGACCGCAUCUACCUGCCCGCCGCCGCCGCCGCGCACCACGACCAAGAGCCGUCGCUCCGUCAGAUACACUUGAAGGCCGAGCCCGCGCCCCCCGGACCCCCCGGCCCCCCCGGGAUCGACUUCAACAAGUUUAACACGCUAGUGGACAUAAAGCUGCGCGAGUGGGCGGAGCGCGAGCUGCCCGGCACGUCGGUGCAGGCCGGGCGGGAGGCCCUGCGCGCCGAGUUCUCGCGCCUCACGGAGCCCGCGGAGCCCGAGCCGCUGUUCCGCGGGCUGCGCGAGCACGCCGUGCGCGAGGCGCUGCUGCGGCACGACUGGGAGGAGCGCGCGCAGGACGUGCUGCGCGUGCUGCAGCUGAACGCGCUGCAGGACCGCUGCGUGAGCGCGCGCGCGCACUGGGACCGCGCCGUGGCGCUGCUGGAGGCCGCGCUGGGGGACCGCCUGGGGGCCGCGCGGGACCGUCUGCGGGACCUCACCGGUCCGGGGUGGCGGGAGCGCUGGCUGUCUUGGACCAGCCCCACGGAGGAGCAGCGGCGCCGCGCCCUGCUGGCCGCCGAGCUGGAGCAGCUGGGCACCGCGCGCCCGCAGCUCACGUACGACGAGGUGGUGGCCGUGCGGGACAACCUGCGCCGGCAGGGCGUGGAGGUGGACAACGACUACAUCAGGGAGACGUGGAAGCCGCUGUACCUGAGGAAGUUCCUAGAGCAGGCACUGACCCGCGCCCGGGACUGCAGGAAGAGCUUCUACUUGUACAGCCAACAGAACGGCGCCGGGAAGGAGUGUUGCGAGGUGGUGCUGUUCUGGCGCAUCCAGCAGACCCUGGAGACCACGGCUAACGCUCUUAGGCAGCAGAUUGGGAACCGGGAGGCCGCCAGGCUCGACCGGGAGCUGCGGGAGGUGCUCGACGAGAUGGCGGCCGACGCGGACCUCAAGAAGCAGCUGCUGUCCGGCAGGCGGGUAGAGCUCGCAGAGGAACUAAAACGAGUGCGGAAAGUACAGGAGAAAUUAGAGGAAUUUAUCGAAGCACUUAACAAAGAAAAGUAGUUUUAUGUUGUGUAUUCUAGUUUAUUGUGUAAAAAGGAUAUCUUUACGGUCAUGUUAUGUACUAAAUGUUAACGAACAGAAAAAAACUAUAUUUAUAAUUCUUCAAAGUGGAAUUCCCGACAACACCCCUCCACACCCUUGUUUGCAGUUGUCACUGGGCACUCGGGUUAAUUCCAACCUUCAAAUAAACGUACUCAGGGUUUGAUACUUGGUAACAUUUUACAGUUCUACCAUUUCGUUGAUUAUUCUAAAUGCUGGCAACAUCGUGUCCUUCGUAUAAUUUACUGCAGAGUAACGCCUACCCUCCAUAUUCUUCUCUAUAUUUUUAAUUAUAUACGUUAUGCAUUUAAGAGUUGUUGAAACGCCGACGAUCGUUAUCGAUGUAUGUAUUUAUAUUUAUUGUACUGUUCCCACAGCUGCUUGAUUGUAAGUUAUGUAAUAAAACGAAUACAAAA
This is a messenger RNA of Bombyx mandarina (wild silkworm), 3628 nucleotides long. RefSeq names its product Opa1 mitochondrial dynamin like GTPase (gene Opa1). Gene Ontology annotation, biological process: mitochondrial fission; peroxisome fission; mitochondrial fusion. The record is from RefSeq and is a predicted model, not a curated record. Lineage: Eukaryota; Metazoa; Arthropoda; Insecta; Lepidoptera; Bombycidae. Gene Ontology annotation, molecular function: microtubule binding; GTPase activity; GTP binding. Gene Ontology annotation, cellular component: cytoplasm; microtubule; mitochondrial intermembrane space.